Messenger RNA from Boleophthalmus pectinirostris (great blue-spotted mudskipper), 3996 nucleotides. It is a transcript of the gene slc9a7, whose product is annotated as solute carrier family 9 member 7. Gene Ontology annotation, cellular component: membrane; recycling endosome. The coding region runs from base 332 to 2413 and encodes 693 amino acids. The transcript is spliced from 16 exons. Gene Ontology annotation, biological process: sodium ion transport; proton transmembrane transport; regulation of pH. The record is from RefSeq and is a predicted model, not a curated record. NCBI's taxonomy places the organism in Eukaryota, Metazoa, Chordata, Actinopteri, Gobiiformes, Gobiidae. Gene Ontology annotation, molecular function: sodium:proton antiporter activity.
CUGUUUUUAACGAAUUUCCACGCUUGAAUUGCAAGAUCAUCACUGACAUUGUAGGGCAGGACCGUGAGUCAACUGGGGCUGCGGAGCCAAAGGGGGUACGCACGAUGCAACUUGAUCCAACUAGAAGCUGAGCAGCGCGCAAUAUCACCUACUUGCAUCUGUCUUUAUCCAACCAAGACGACGCGGUGUAUCUUUAAAAGGCUGAACUGCGGUUUAUCGGUAAUGUAGACUCGUUUGUCCAGUCGGCUGUGCUGUAAGAGACAUGGUGCAUCAGCGGUGAAUGUUCGUGCGUCUUUUUUACCCGGUUUGGCGUCAGCAUCCUUCGUGAGCUAUGGAUGCGUUACGAAGCUACCGCGGUGCUCUGCAAGGGAUGCUCGUGGUCUGGCUCAUGUUUGCGGCAGAGAUUAUUAGGUUAUCCGGGGUAAAAGCCAGCGAUGUCAUGGAGGAACUUGCCACGGAGAAAGAGGCAGAGGAAAGUCACCGCCAGGACAGCGUUAAUUUACUGACAUUUAUUUUGCUGCUGACUUUAACCAUCCUUACCAUCUGGCUAUUCAAGCACAGACGAGUCCGGUUCCUACACGAGACCGGGUUAGCAAUGAUUUACGGUCUGUUGGUAGGAGUGAUUCUACGUUACGGGAUCCCAGCUACCAGCUAUCACAACCAGACCCCCCUGAGCUGCUCGCUGAAGGAGGGUCCCGCAAGCACCCUUCUGCUCAAUGUCAGUGGAAAGUUCUUUGAGUACAGCCUCAAAGGGGAAAUAAACCUGAGAGAGAUUCACAAUGUGGAGCAAAAUGAUAUGCUCAGGAAGGUGACCUUUGACCCAGAGGUAUUCUUCAAUAUAUUGCUGCCUCCUAUUAUCUUCCAUGCAGGAUACAGCCUUAAAAAGAGACACUUUUUCAGAAACCUGGGCUCCAUUUUAACAUAUGCCUUCAUUGGUACGGCCGUCUCAUGUUUUGUUAUUGGGAAUCUAAUGUAUGGAGUGGUCAAAUUGAUGCAAGUAGCAGGACAGUUAAUGGACAAGUUCUACUACACAGAUUGUCUUUUCUUUGGGGCCAUUAUUUCAGCAACUGACCCAGUGACAGUGUUGGCCAUCUUCAAUGACCUCCAUGCUGACGGGGACCUGUAUGCUCUGCUGUUUGGAGAAAGUGUCAUGAAUGACGCAGUUGCAAUUGUUUUGUCAUCGUCUAUAGUUGCCUACCAGCCAAGUGGAGCAAACAGUCACAAGUUUGACGCCUCAGCACUUUUCAAAUCAAUUGGAGUUUUUCUGGGGAUCUUCAGCGGCUCUUUUUUGAUGGGAGCAGCCAAUGGAGUCGUCACUGCUCUUGUCACAAAGUUCACUAAGCUUCACUGCUUCCCCCUGCUGGAGACUGCCCUUUUCUUCCUUAUGUCGUGGAGUACCUUCCUGUUGGCAGAGGCUUGUGGCUUCACUGGUGUUGUAGCUGUGCUGUUCUGUGGAAUCACCCAGGCUCAUUACACUUACAACAACCUCUCAGAAGAGUCCACAAAACGCACCAAGCAGUUGUUUGAGGUCCUACAUUUCCUGGCUGAGAACUUCAUCUUCUCGUACAUGGGCCUGGCUCUGUUCACCUUCCAGAACCACAUAUUCAGCCCAAUCUUCAUCUUUGGAGCUUUUAUUGCUAUAUUUAUUGGUCGAGCCUUGAAUAUUUAUCCGCUCUCCUUCUUGCUGAACCUCGGUCGACGACACAAAAUCACUGGAAACUUUCAGCACAUGAUGAUGUUUGCAGGUUUGCGUGGGGCCAUGGCGUUUGCUCUCGCCAUCAGAGACACAGCCACCUAUGCACGGCAGAUGAUGUUCAGUACGACGCUGCUCAUUGUCUUCUUCACUGUGUGGGUUUUUGGAGGAGGGACCACACCCAUGCUGUCCUGGCUACACAUCAGGGUUGGUGUGGAUUCAGAUCAAGACUUCCAGCCCACAGGAGACAGCUUUCAAGUAUUGCAAGGCGAUGGCGCCCAAGACCAGAGUAAGACCAAACAAGAAAGUGCCUGGUUCUUCAGACUGUGGUAUACCUUUGACCACAAUUAUCUGAAGCCCCUCCUGACCCACAGCGGGCCACCCCUCACUUCCACUCUGCCCAGUUACUGUGGACCUCUGGCCAGCUGCCUCACCAGCCCCCAGGCCUACCAGGAUGAUGAUCAGCUGAGAGACCCAGACUCUGACCUCAUCCGUAACGACCAGGACCUGACCUUUAUGUUCGGAGACACCUCCCUCACAGCUAAUGGGACGUCCAGUGCAAGGGAGGACUCUGACGCUGGGGCGACAAACUGGAGUGUGAACGGAAAGAGGAGUGGCAGCACCUCAGAGGAAGCACUGGAGAGAGACCUGGACUCCAGAGACCAGGAGUUACUGAGCCGAGGGACUAGACUGGUUUUCCCCACUCAAGACCAGCUAUGAUCUGACCCACAGCCAACCCAUGAUCUAAACUAAGAACUGGUCCAAGUUCUGAAGGAAACCUAAAGAGCCAAAAAGUGAAGGACUGCUGAACUGAACCAAAUGCAUCAGUCUUAUGUAGCACCUUUCUAGACACUAAUUCCAUUCAAAAUAACACAACUAAUUGCUAAAAUGUCUUGCCCAAGGAUACAGGAAAUGUGUCUGGUGCUUGAAAGGUAAAUAUUAGACUACUUUUCCCCACGCAAGACAACUAGGAUCUGGCUCAAAAUCCAACCAGGACCUAGACUCAGACCUGGUUCACUUCCUUAAAAAUAGGACCAGAACAAACUCUCUAAUGAAUGGGUCACUUAAGACACCCCAUGUGAAAGGCUAAAAUAAAGUAUUAAAAAAUAAAAAUAAAGUGAAGAACAAAUGAAGUCUUAAUACACCACAUUUGAGUUGGGACUAAACCGUGACAAUUAGAGGGAAUGAACUCAUCUUACGUGAGUUUGCACAUUUGUUGUUUGAAUGGGUAGUAAUAGGAAGGAAACACAUUUGGGACCCUCCUUGUAAACUAAAAGAGUAGCCGAAACUUGUAAACUGUGAUUAAAACUGGAUUUUGCAUAGACAAAACCAGGUCUAUGGGGAAAAGAUGAUGUGAAGAAGUUUGUUUACCUGAAGGUAUGGUCUGUCUAUUUCUCGUAAAAGAAGUGUGCACUAAACCUGGACAAAACUGAUCUAGGCUUGGCUAAAACAGUUCCAGUCCAGGACUAUGGGAACUUAAUAUGCAAAUUCUCUGGUGAGAAGAAUUUUGCACAUUUGAAUUGUAUGUGUUCAGUCUACUAUUGGAAAAAAAAGAAAUCAUGAAUCUGUAUUCUAAAUCGUGCAUUCUUAUUCUACACACUUAAAAAUGCAUCUUUUUUGAGUCAUAAUUAACAGUACACGAUGAAAAAUUAUUUGCACCAGUACUAAAAUGUAAGUAUUUUUUUCACCAUUGCCAGUAAUAAGUCUUUAAAAUAAUCUCUUGUGCCCUGAAGAGGCAUCGCACUGCUACAUUUAUUUGAAAUUAAAUGUAGCUUAUCUCUGUAUCAAAUAAAAACACCCUUGUGGUUAAGAUUCUUCUGGCCUCUUUGACACAGCAGACUUACUGUCAUGGAUGAAAUAGCAGGGGGAUACUUGAGCAUGCAAAUGACCACAAUGCACUGCUUUGUCCCUGCUGCAUCAGACUGUUACAAACUGUAUGUCUGUCUCGUCUUUCAUUGUGUCCUUUUGGGCGUCUGUUACAUCCAAGCAGUGUCGUGUGCUUUUAUGGAGAAUGCUGCCUCAUGGGGCUCUUCUGAUUUGUCAUUCAUGUCAUGAGAUUAAAGAACCAUGAAAUAUUGGUAUAUUAAUAGCCUCUUCAGGAUUGUAUUUAACACAAGCGCUGUCCACCAGAUAGUAAAAAAAAAUCAAUGAUAUUUGCAAUUGCUGUUUCUAUGCAUUCUAGAGGCCUGUUAUGUUUAACUGAGAGCAGGUAGUAUUACUUGUUUUUCUGAUGAUUUUUAAAAUGUGGUUGGAAGAAAAACAUACUAGACCUUGUCACCAAUAAAAUGCUUUGGCCAAACAUA